AGGAGAUGGGCCUCCGCGCGCUGGAAGGUCAGCCGCCCGCCGCUUUCGCCCUCCCUCAAACACCAGACCCCUCCUCUCCUUUCCCAUCUCCCCUUACGUCGGUCCCUUCAUUCUCCUCACAUCCGCGCUGCGUCACUGCCGGUCUUCCUCUCGCCGCAUCUCCCUGCUGAUCAUGGACUAUCUUCGCAGCCGAAAGGAGUCCGCGCCCAGCUUGUCGACAAAGGCUAGUGUGGGCCGUUGCUGUCGCACAAGGCAUCCUUCCCAG
Messenger RNA from Acaromyces ingoldii, 265 nucleotides. RefSeq lists its product as hypothetical. Lineage: Eukaryota; Fungi; Basidiomycota; Exobasidiomycetes; Exobasidiales; Cryptobasidiaceae. The transcript has a single exon. The record is from RefSeq and is a predicted model, not a curated record. The coding region runs from base 6 to 170 and encodes 54 amino acids.